AUGGCCACGACUACAACUCCUGGAUCCCACAUGGCAGCAGUUAAGCCUUGCAUAUCCUCCUCUCGAAGAACUUAUACGUCAGGCACAGCAAAUUUUGGUACAAACAGUGAAGUGGGAGUUUGGAGAAGGCUUAAAAGUUCUUCUCACAUCUCAGCAACACAGCCAUUCUUCCAGAGCUUCAAAUCAGGGCAUACGAAAUCUGUAAAGGCUGUCACCAGAGCAAUGUCAGGAGCAGAUGAGAACAGUCCAUUGCCAGGAUUGCCUAUUGAUUUGAGAGGAAAGAGAGCAUUCAUUGCUGGAGUGGCUGAUGAUCACGGAUAUGGAUGGGCAAUAGCAAAAUCUCUUGCUGCUGCUGGGGCUGAAAUUCUAGUUGGUACAUGGGUGCCGGCACUUAAUAUUUUCGAAUCCAGUUUAAGGCGUGGGAAGUUUGAUGAGUCGCGGAAAUUGCCAGAUGGCUCUUUAAUGGAAAUUACCAAGGUUUACCCAUUGGAUGCAGUUUAUGACGAUCCUGAGGAUGUCCCUGAAGAUGUAAAAUCCAACAAGCGCUACUUGGGGUCCUCCAAUUGGACUGUGAAGGAGGUUGUUGAAUCUGUAAAACAGGAUUUUGGCAGCAUUGAUAUCCUUGUCCACUCACUUGCUAAUGGACCAGAGGUUACUAAACCUCUUUUGGAGACAUCAAGAUAUGGGUAUCUUGCAGCAAUCUCUGCAUCGAGUUACUCAUACGUUUCUUUACUCAAGCACUUUGCUCCAAUAAUUAACCCAGGUGGUGCUUCAAUCUCUCUAACAUACAUUGCUUCAGAAAGGAUCAUUCCAGGAUAUGGUGGAGGCAUGAGUUCAGCGAAGGCUGCUCUAGAGAGUGACACACGCGUGCUGGCCUUCGAAGCUGGAAGAAAACACAACAUUAGAGUGAACACAAUAUCUGCAGGACCAUUAAGAAGUCGUGCGGCAAAAGCAAUUGGGUUCAUUGAUAUGAUGAUUGAUUACUCAUCGGAAAAUGCACCCUUGCAGAAAGAAUUAUCUGCUGAGGAAGUGGGGAACGCUGCUGCCUUCCUGUCAUCACCAUUGGCAUCAGCCAUCACCGGCACUGUUCUAUAUGUCGACAAUGGUCUAAAUGCAAUGGGAGUGGGAGUGGACAGCCCAGUUUUUGAAAACCUUGAUAUUCCAAAAGCAGCGAAGUAG
Molecule: messenger RNA, 1179 nt
Organism: Prunus armeniaca (apricot)
Lineage: Eukaryota; Viridiplantae; Streptophyta; Magnoliopsida; Rosales; Rosaceae
Source: the annotation of a GenBank genome assembly